CCCACUGCUGGCUGGAUAUCGGCGCUGGUUAUUGAAAAGCAGGGAGAUAAGGUCAGACUGCAGUGCUGGCUGGAGAGCCCGCUGCCUGAACUUGUGAGGAGAGAGAAAGAGGGAGAGUAGGAGAGGAGUGGAGAGGAGAGGAGAGGAGAGGAGAGGAGAAGGGGAGCUGUGCGCUCUCUUCCCGGCAGAGUGCGUCCCGCUCCACACACAUCCACUCACCGGAGUCACUGAGCUUCCAGGCGUCGGGCUGCUUUCCUUCUCCUCGCACCUCCUCAGUAUAUGAUCAUUCUGAAAGCAGACCUCUGCUGCCGGUGCACCUUUAAAGAAACUCUCCUCCUUUCUUCUUCUUUUUUCUUUUCCUCGUUUGUUUCCUACCUGCUGCUUUUGGAUUACGGAGAGGAGCGGCGCAGCGUGGGCGCGUAACUCCCGAAAUCAUGGAAUUAUGGAUAAAGUUGAUGUUGCUGUGCAGCUGCUGUUUGGGAACAAGUGCAAGCUUCGACGGCAGGUGGCCGCGGCAGAUGGCCUCAUCCAAUGGACUGUGCCGGUAUGGGGCCAGGGUGGACUGCUGCUGGGGAUGGACCCGCCGCUCCUGGGGUCACUGCCAGCCUCUCUUCGCCUUAACUCACAGAGUAGUCGGGAUAAGGUGCCAGCCCCAAGCUGUGUGUCAGCCUGGCUGUAAGCAUGGAGACUGCGUGGGACCUAAUAAGUGCAAGUGCCAUCCCGGCUACACCGGCAUGACCUGCAAUCAAGAAGAAGCGCUGGACUAUUUAACCCCACCAGUGUGGGCCGGUCACCUUCCUCUCUUUCUUCCCGUGGACCAUCGGCCAGCGAGAGUAGUGACGGAGGACCUGAAUGAGUGUGGCCUGAUGCCGAGGCCCUGUAAACACAGGUGCAUGAACACGUAUGGGAGCUACAAGUGCUACUGCCUGAACGGCUACAUGCUGAUGCCUGAUGGGACCUGUGGAAACGCUCGCACUUGCGGUAUGGCCAACUGCCAGUAUGGCUGCGAGGUGCUGAAAGGAGAGGUCCGCUGUCAGUGUCCAUCGCCAGGGCUGCAGCUGGCUCCGGAUGGAAGAACCUGUGUGGAUGUGGAUGAGUGUGCAGCAGGGACAGCCGUGUGUCCCAGGUUCAGGAAAUGCAUCAACACCUUUGGGAGCUACAUCUGCAAGUGCCAUGAAGGGUUUGACCUGCAAUACAUCAACGGGAAAUACCAGUGCAUAGAUGUGGAUGAGUGCUCUUUAGGUCAGAGCCACUGCAGCAGCUUCGCCACCUGCUACAACACGCCGGGCUCAUACAAGUGCAAAUGCAAAGAUGGCUACAGAGGGAAGGGCCACGACUGUAAACCCAUUCCUAAGGUGAAUAUUUACCCGCCCAGACCAGGCAAACUGCCUCCAAAUCACCACAACCACAUCCCAGACAUCGAUCACAGGAGGACCACCACCAUCCGCCCACCAGUGACUCCAAGGAGGAUCUUCCCCAUUAUUCCAGUAGCACCAACCACCACCACAACUGCGAAAACCACAACGACUACCAAACCAGCUCUUCCCCCGAGGAGGGUCACCCCACCGCCACGCAAGCCAGCAGUUCCCACCCGAAAGCCCUUGGUCCCCACGAGGAAGCCAUCGAUACCCACACGCAGACCGUACGUCCCACCGAGGCCUGUAGCUCCCACCAGGCCACCGCCGCCACAGCCUCCAGUCACACCCGUAGACAACACCAUCCAGAGGGAGGUCACCAAACAGAGAGGGGAUGUCCACAUUCCUCGGAACCACGGCCACAACACCGUCCUCGACAUUGACUUUGACAUUGAGCUCGGCAACACUGCGGAUGAAGCCAAGGAUGACCCAGCGUCAGGAUAUCUCAGCUGCUCCUUUGAUGACGGUCUUUGUGGUUGGAUCAGGGACAAAGACGGAGACCUUCACUGGGAGACAACUCCUGAUCCAUCAGGUGGGCGGUACCUCACCAUUCCCGAUGCAGGAAACAAGAGGACGGGACGAGGGGCCCGGCUGGUCCUCCCACUUACCCCUCCCUGGAACGACGGCAAUCUGUGCCUGUCAUUCCGGCACAAGCUGGCGGGUCACCACGUGGGAAUGCUUCAAGUGUUCGUGAAGAAGGGGAAGCAGUACAGUCCGGCGGUGUGGGGUCGAACAGGUGGAAACGGCUGGAGACACACCCAGAUCACACUAUGGGGCACGGGCCUGGAAAGUGUGAUCCUGAAGGGGGAGCGUGGGCGAGGCAGGAGCGGGGAGAUGGCCGUGGACGACAUCACCUUGAGGAAAGGCGCCUGCACAGAGGAGCACAAUCUGAGGAGACUCUGACUGACAGAACAGAGGAAGGCAGAUGGGAAAACAUGAGGGAGAAUCAUCUCAAAGAGAACAGACUCUGUUGUGACACCUCCUCACUCUGCCUUAGUGCUCGCUGAUCCCUCCCUCCCUCUCUCACCCCAUCCUCCACCUCCCAGCUGAACGAUAUCUGAAAAAUUGUGUGUGUGUGUACAACAUUGGUUUUUCUCUUUCCCCCCCGACCGUUUGUGAAUAAGCUGAUUUCAUGGGCGGAUCCUGGCAGCACACCCCUCGGCCUCUCUCUCUCUCACGCCAUCACCUUGUUACUCGGAAACUGCAUGUAUCUACUUACCAUGGAAAUGUCCUCCACCUAACACAGCCCUGGCAGCCGUCCAGCCACACCUCUGAGAGGCCAGCAUUCAGUUCUUUUGUUCCCGGAGAGGAUCUCUUCCCUCAUUACGGAGUCCACUUUUGCUUUGCUUUGAUCCUUUUAGCCACAAGCCACUGCUUUUCUUUUUUUAUUUGCUUGGUGGUAAAAUUAUGUGGCCAGGGGUUGCAAUUUGUGACUGUUUUGAUCAGCAAAAAUAUCACACAUUUCCUUGAGGGUUAGAGAUGACUUUUUUUUUUUUUUUUUUGCAAAAGACAAAUUGUAUUUGUCGAAAUUUGGUUGGUACUUAUCCAGAUCACUCCAAAUCAGAUACACAACAAGAGUAUUAAACAAAUUUGCAAGUCAGUUUAGCCUGCUUUUGUUGGUAAAAUAUGAGGUUUUUGGUGUUUUUUCACAGCUUUUCACAGUAUUUCAAAAAAAAAAUCUGCCUGAUAGAAGAGAAUUUAAGCAUUUAGCACCUUUUCUAUCCCGACCUUUUAUCGAAGACUCAUAAAAGUUGAAUUAAACUCUCUGCGAUCAUGUUUGUCAGAUACUUGAAAUGUGCAAAACAGAGUCAGUGUAUAAUUUUUGACACUUGCAACUCAACAGUUACUUUCUAUUAUACAGUAUGUGCUUUGUUAUAUUAAGUGCAGUUUGUUAUAAAGACAAUGAUGCCGACGACUUUUUAGGCUUCCACAAAUUGUAUUAUUGUAAAUGUAGUUGUGUGUACAUAAUCUAAAAGAUCUACAAUUCCAUUUGUUUUGUGGUUCGUAUGUCGUGUAAAUUCAUGCACAAGUAUUAAUUGGAUUUCAAGUGGUUGGUAUUUCAGCAUUUAAAGAACAUGUACGCAGACAGAAACCUUGUGUAGUGCAAGGCUGUGUGUGAAGUGCGCCAAAUAUGUGUGUGUUCAUGUGGUAUAACGCUCUGUCUGUUACUUGCAAAGCACAUAGUUGCAUAUUAUAUGCUGUGAUAAUGAAGGGCAUCGGCUGGAAUUUAAAGGUUUUCUGUAUGCAUGGAUGCAUUCACCAAAUUCAGAUUUAUCCAGACCAGUAUGUAAAUAAAAGACAUUUGACUGA
Messenger RNA from Amphiprion ocellaris (clown anemonefish), 3725 nucleotides. RefSeq names its product nephronectin a (gene npnta). Bases 435 to 2318 code for a protein of 627 amino acids. The transcript has 14 exons. The record is from RefSeq and is a predicted model, not a curated record. Gene Ontology annotation, molecular function: calcium ion binding. Lineage: Eukaryota; Metazoa; Chordata; Actinopteri; Pomacentridae. Gene Ontology annotation, cellular component: membrane.